GCGGAAUGAUUUGAAAGGGAAGAGGCAAUAGAAGCUGUCUUAUCCUUCAAGUCAGUGUUAUCAUCUAGGGAUCAAAAGACUGGUUUAAUGGUGAAGAUAAAGGCCUUUUGUGAUCAAAGGGAUUCAGGGAAGAGGGAAACUCCACCAGAAAGUGUGGUCCCAUUUCCCAGAGAAGCUAAAUGGACGAGAAGUCUCCCGCCAGGAAAGGUCCAGAUUUCUGCUCCUUACGCUAUGGGCUGGCUCUCAUCAUGCACUUCUCCAACUUCACCAUGAUAACCCAGCGAGUGAGCCUGAGCAUCGCCAUCAUUGCCAUGGUGAACAGCACCCAGCAGUUCGAUCUGACCAAUGCCUCCUUCGAAGACCCUCUGGUAGACACCCUCAGUAACCCAAGCAGACCCAUCAAGGAGUUUAAUACCAGGGCUUCUGUAUAUCAAUGGAGCCCGGAGACUCAGGGCAUUAUCUUUAGCUCCAUCAGCUAUGGGAUAAUACUGACCCUGAUCCCAAGUGGAUACUUAGCAGGAAUAUUUGGAGCAAAGCAGAUGCUUGGUGCUGGCUUGCUGAUCUCAUCUCUUCUCACGCUUUUUACACCAUUGGCUGCUGACUUCGGAGUGAUUGUGGUCAUUGUGAUUCGGACGUUCCAGGGCAUGGCACAGGGAAUGGCAUGGACAGGUCAGUUUACAAUCUGGGCGAAAUGGGCUCCUCCACUUGAACGAAGCAAGCUCACCAGCAUUGCAGGGUCAGGGGCAGCGUUUGGAUCUUUCUUCAUCCUCUGUGUGGGGGGACUAAUCUCACAGGCCUUGGGCUGGCCUUUUAUUUUCUACAUCUUUGGUAGCAUUGGCUGUAUUUGCUGUCUCCUGUGGUUCAUGGUGAUUUAUGAUGACCCCAUGCAUCACCCAUGCAUAAGUACCAGGGAGAAGGAAUACAUUGUGUCCUCUCUGGCUCAACAGUCCAGUUCUCCAAGACGAUCUGUCCCCAUCAAGGCCAUGGUUAAAUGCCUACCACUUUGGGCCAUUUUCUCUGGGUUUUUCAGCCACUUCUGGUUGUGCACCAUAAUCAUAACAUACCUCCCAACGUACAUCAGCACCGUGCUCCAUGUGAACAUCAGAGAUAGUGGAGUUUUGUCCUCCCUGCCUUUUAUUGCUGCUUCAAGCUGUACAAUUUUAGGUGGCCAGUUGGCAGACUUCCUUCUGUCCAGAAAUCUUCUCAGAUUAAUCACUGUGCGCAAACUCUUUUCAUCCUUAGGGCUCCUGCUUCCAUCGCUAUGUGCUGUGGCCCUGCCAUUUGUGGCUUCCAGUUAUGUGACAACCAUUGUUUUGCUCAUACUUAUUCCUGGGACCAGCAACUUGUGUGACUCUGGUUUUAUCAUCAACACUUUAGAUAUUGCUCCUAGGUACGCAAGUUUCCUCAUGGGUAUCUCCAGGGGAUUCGGCCUCAUCGCAGGAAUCGUCUCUUCCACAGCCACUGGAUUCCUUAUCAGUCAGGAUUCUGCGUCUGGUUGGAGGAAUGUAUUUUUCCUGUCUGCUGCUGUCAACAUGGUUGGCUUGGUAUUUUAUCUCACGUUUGGACAAGCAAAAAUCCAAGACUGGGCCAAAGAGAGGCCCCUCACCCGUCUCUGAGGACGCAGAGUGGCUGACUUAAACGUAGAACUGACCAUUCACGUCCCAACAGUUUUGACUCACUGCCAUUUGUUCACGUUCCUGUUCCUAGACAACAGUCUUCAGCUCUUGCUCGAAGUGUUAAAGUUGCCAGGGAACCUCUGAACCACACUGGUGCCCGGGCCCCUGGUUUGACGGGAAGUCCGUAUGCUGCUAAUUGUUUAUAGAGUCUCCAAGUAUUUCUAAGCUACAGGCAAACCUGGCAACUCCCAGACAAAUUUAAAAAGUCUAUUCCUACUGCCUUUGAACUACUCUUUGUUUGGAAAAUACUAGAUGAAUAAACAUCUGUGUGAAAA
This is a messenger RNA of Ochotona curzoniae (black-lipped pika), 1951 nucleotides long. Its product is annotated as sodium-dependent phosphate transport protein 3. The transcript has 12 exons. Bases 180 to 1616 code for a protein of 478 amino acids. NCBI's taxonomy places the organism in Eukaryota, Metazoa, Chordata, Mammalia, Lagomorpha, Ochotonidae. The record is from RefSeq and is a predicted model, not a curated record. Gene Ontology annotation, biological process: transmembrane transport; monoatomic anion transport. Gene Ontology annotation, molecular function: transmembrane transporter activity.